GUCUCCUGGUCGGGACGUUGGAUGCCGUUAUGGAUUCCACAUCGAAAGUAGCCCCUUUCCGUAUCCUACACCAGACCCCGGAUUCCCAGAUUUACUGGACUAUUGCCUGCGGAACCAGCCGAGAAGAGAUAACGGAGCACUGGGAAUGGCUGGAGCGGAAUAUGAUGGACACUCUCUCCGUCUUUGAUUCCAACGAGGACAUCGUAAGCUUUGUGCACGGGAAAAUUCAAGGCUUAAUUGCUGAGGAGAACAAGGGGUCUUUAGUAAGAGAAGAGGAUCCAGAGAAGUUCCGGGAAGCCCAUCUGAAGUUUGAGAAGUGCUUUGGCUUGGCCGAACAGGAGAAACUCGUGACUUACUACUCGUGUAGCUACUGGAGAGGGCGGAUGCCCUGCCAAGGCUGGUUGUAUCUGAGCACUAAUUUCCUCAGCUUUUACUCAUUCCUGCUGGGAGCCGAGAUCAAACUCAUAAUAGCCUGGGAUGAGAUCUCCAAACUUGAAAAAACUUCCACGGUGAUCCUGACAGAAAGCAUCCACGUUUGUGCCCACGGGGAGGACCAUUACUUCUCCAUGUUUCUGCACCUGGGCGAGACUUUCCUCCUCAUGGAACAGCUGGCUCUCUACGCCGUCCGCAGGCUCUUCGACAAGGAGGCCUUCGAGGGUGACCCCCUCCUCUGCAACCCUCUGCAAAUCACCAAGAGGGGGCUGGAGAACCGGGCGCACAGCGAGCAGUUCAACGCCUUCUUCAGGCUGCCCAGCGAGGAGACGCUGCGGGAGGUCCACGAGUGUUUCCUGUGGGUGCCCUUCAGCCACUACAACACCCUGGGGAAGCUGUGCCUCUCGGAGAACUUCCUCUGCUUCGCCAGUCAAGACGGCUGCCUCUGCAGCCUCAUCGUCCCCAUCAGAGAGGUCACUUCGGUUGAGGUGGCUGACCACGCCAGCAGGGCCAUCACCGUUGCCACCAAAGGAUCCCGGGCUUUCCGCUUCUCGGAAGUGAGAGAUUUUGAAGCCCUGGUGGUGAAACUGAGGACGAGAUGCACUGCAGCACUCAGCCCCCAUCGCAGCACCAGUGCAGGGGCCGGGGCCAGCCCAGAGACCCCCACCGCCUGGGAGGACUACGAGGGGCAGACGAUGGCCAGCCACAAGGGCAGCAGCGCCACGGUGAGCACGGAGGCCCUGAUGACCGUCUUUCACCCUCAGGAUGCGGAGAACCUGGAUCCCAAGAUGUUAAAAGAGAAAAUGAAAGAGCAAUCCUGGAACAUCCUUUUCAUAGAGUGCGGACGAGGCGUCAGUAUGUUUCGGACAAAGAAAACGCGGGACCUGGUGGUCAGAGGAAUUCCCGAAGUCUUAAGGGGAGAACUUUGGCUUCUGUUCUCAGGUGCUGUCAAUGACAUGGCAAGCCAUCCUGGCUAUUACUCGGAGCUCGUGGAAAUAUCCUUUGGGACGUUCACCCUGGAGACGGACGAAAUCGAGCGGGAUCUGCGCCGCUCACUGCCCGAGCACCCCGCCUUCCAGAGCGACACGGGCAUUUCAGCCCUCCGGAGGGUCCUCACGGCCUACGCCCACCGGAACCCCAAGAUCGGCUAUUGUCAGGCCAUGAAUAUAUUGACGUCGGUGCUGCUCCUUUAUGCCAAAGAAGAGGAAGCAUUUUGGCUCCUGGUGGCCAUCUGCGAACGGAUGCUGCCCGAUUAUUUCAACCGCCGAAUUAUUGGCGCCUUGGUCGACCAGGCCGUGUUUGAGGACCUGAUCCGCGAGUACUUACCUCAGCUGACGGAGCACAUGACCGACAUGACUUUCUUCUCCUCCGUCUCGCUCUCCUGGUUCCUCACCCUCUUCGUCAGCGUGCUGCCCAUCGAGAGUGCCGUCAACGCAGUCGAUUGCUUUUUCUACGACGGGAUCAAGGCCACCUUGCAGCUGGGCCUGGCCGUGCUGGACUACAACCUGGAGAAGCUGGUGGCCUGCAAGGACGACGCGGAAGCCGUCACUGUGCUCAGCAGAUUUUUUGAGAGCGUGACCAACAAGGACAGUCCGCUGCCUCCAGCCGUCCAGCAGGCCUCUGGGAUGAACGAGGGCAAAACUCCUCACCCCAGAGUGGACAUCACGGACCUCAUUCGAGAGUCCAACGAGAAAUAUGGUGAAAUCCGAUUUGAGGAAGUAGAAAGCAUGCGACGUCGCAACAGACUGUAUGUCAUCCAAACCUUGGAAAUCACAACUAAGCAGAAUGUGCUCCGGGUCGUCUCCCAAGAUGUGAGCCUCAACCCUAGAAACCUGGAAGAGCUGUAUGAAUUAUUCAAGAAAGAACAUUUUCUCUCCUGUUACUGGAAACCGAAUAGUCCCGCUCUAAAGCACCACGAUGCCAGCCUGCCCUACCUGGACCAAUAUCGGAUCGACUGCCAGCAGUUCCGAACCUUGUACCACCUCUUGAGUCCCUGGGCACACUGUGCCAACCGAGAUUCCUUGGCCCUGUGGACCUUCCGGCUGCUGGACGAGAACGUGGACGGCCUGAUCAACUUCAAAGAAUUCUCAUCUGUUUGGGAUGUCCUGUAUCAUGGGAGCUUCACCCAUAAGCUGACAAUGCUUUUCAAAUUGCACAUUCCUCCAGCUUUUACCGAAGUGGAAUCUCUCAGCCCUUUGAAAGGGACUCAACUCUCUAAAGAAGAACUGAUCCAUUUCAGUCAACUAAGCGUCUCCUCUCCCGAAGACAAAGACAACGCGGAUGGCUUGAAGACAAGUCCUGAGAAAGGGAAAGGGAAAGUGGACGUCCAGGCUUACCUGAAGCAGUGGCAAGACGAGAUCCUUAAAAAGGAAGAAAGCAUUAAGGAUCUGCCCCGGAUGAACCAGUCCCAGUUCAUCCACUUCUCCAAGACCUUGUACAACCUCUUCCACGGGGAUCCCGAAGAAGAGCUGCUCUUCCGGGCGAUCGCUACCGUUACGGGCCUCUUGCUGAGGAUGGAAGAGGUGGGCCGGAAGCUCCAGAGCCCCACUUCCCCCACCCGGAGAGGGACAUCCCCCACGGGGGGUCCUGCACUGGCCUCCUCCCAGAGGGACGACCCAGGAGCCCCGGUCUCCGUCCCCGUCAGUGAGGGCUGGUCGUUCGCCUUUGAGCAGAUCCUGGCCUCCUUGCUGAACGAACCGGCCUUGGUGAGGUUUUUCGAGAAACCGGUCGAUGCCGGAGCCAAGUUAGAAAGCGCGAAAGCCUCUCAGUUGAAAGCAAGGCCUGCCCUGUGAUCCCCCCCCCCCCGAGUCCCUUCUCUCUGUCUAAAACAACCCCAGCAGGCAAGGAGGCCGCGUCGAGCCUGAAGUUCACACUGAGGAUUUAGUCCGAGUCCCAUAAUGGCCGGGCAGCGUACAUGGCUUCAUGUCUAAAUUUUUGUUGUGGGGGGGGGUCAUGUCGUUUGAAGCACAACCGCACCUAAUCUUUGCAUUUUAACACACCAGAUUUUUUUUGAUAAGGUGCAGCCACCAACACAGGGCAACUUGGAAGGGGGGAGGGGGGACCCCUAAAUUGCCUCCUUGACGGUACAAGAUUUCCAAGUCCUCCCUUUACGGGCCCCAGUUUUGCUGCAUCCUCUUAACGGCGCCAAUUUUUUGCAAAGAGUUUCGUAAACUUGGAACAAGGCAGUGGUGGGUUCCUAACAGUUCGGACCAGGUUAACCAAACCGGUAAGUGGUAUGGCGGUCUGAGUCGCUGGAACCGGCAGCGGCCCAGGACUGCCACGCCCCUGAACCGGUUCCCCGGUCUCUUCUGCCAUCACUGCCAGGUUUCUGCACAUGAGCAGAAGAGUUUUCAGCCAACUGCGCAACACAGCAAUGCAUGGCGGGCGCAAACGAAGCGAACCAGUAGUAAACCGGCUAGGAACCCUCCACUGGAACGCAGGUCUGCUUAACGCACGGAGGGCAGCGGAUCUCUGACCAGUUUAGCAUCCUGGUUUAGGGAAGCUGUUGCUGUCAACGGGGAAGGGCCCACUAUUUUUUAAAAAAUAUCUAUUUCUUCAAACCCUGGUUCUCCAAAGGCCGUGCUUCCCUCCCCCUGACGCCUUCUCGGCUGACAGUGUUAGAUGUUUGCAGCUGUGCAAAAACUCAGGCAGGCCCAGGACAACUCGCCACAGCCAAGAGUUACAUGAAUGUCCAAGAAAUGGUGGAACCCAAUCCUUAAAGGAUGCAAAAGGAGGGACGGAACGGCCAAAAAGUUUAAAUAUAUUUUUUUUUUAAAUUUAUUUUGAAUAAUUAAAUUGAUUUGUUUAAAUUGUCCUGCGGAGAGUUGGCCGCGACGAAUUAGCCUCAGGAAGUGGGCUGGGGCAAAUUGUCCCAUUCUUCUUCUGGAUAGUUCUUCUACUCAACAUCCCAAAACCAGGGUGAUUUUUUUGGCCCAAUUUUUACAAGCAGGAGAAGUUGCGUCACUGUGCAAUCUUCCUCAGAAGUGUGAGUUGAGUAGAGGAUUUUCCCCUUUGAAAAACUAUCUCACCAAGUCAACAAUUCCAAAAUUUCAGCUGCUUUAAUUCUAUAUCCACAACACUGAAAUGACUUGGAGUGGGGGGGGGGGGAAUAGCUAUUUGACCCUGCAGAAAUUCCUUUAUUUAUUUAUUUUUCUGCUUUUUGGGUGGAAAACCAUUUUUUCCACGGGGUCCAAAAUCACCAUUUACCAUUUAGUUUUUUUUAAAAAAAAGGGGGGGGGGUACUAGUAAGAAAGUUGGGUGCUAUCCCCAGCAAAACCCUUGCCUUGGUAUUGCCCAGAGAAGUUCUCUGCAAAGGUUUGGGGUUAAUGCUUAAGCCAGGAUCUAGUACUUAAAUCCUAGAGACCGAGUUAUGGGUCAGGACGAAGGGACUUGAAGCUGUAGGCUGCAGAAUCAAAGAAUGAAAUCCUUCCAGCCUCAGGUUAAAAAAUAACACACGGAUUACGAGCCUGUAGCUAACUCAUCGCUAUUGGAAAAAUAGAACGGUGAAGCUGUAUUCAGUCGGAGGAAAAGUCAAUUAGAAUUUAUCCUACAAAGACUUUCCAAGAAUCUAAUCCUCAAAGACUUUUUCAAGUCCUUCAAGGAUGAGAAUUUUUUUUUAAAACAACAACAACAAAAACCUCGAAUGCCUUUAAAACUCUCUUCAAUUUACCUUAAUCCAAGCAGCCCUUUAGUAAAUGACACUCAUCUUUGCAAUCUUUAAAUUGAAAAGUGCUGCUAUUUUUUAAAUUCCACCACAGUUGGGAAUGGUGGCAGGAGGCCUUUUGCCAACCGCAGACGGGUGUAUAUUUUUAUUUUUCAAAAUCCAGUUGUUUUCUAAUAUGCCAAAAAAAAGGAGGGGGGCGACCAUGAGCCCAGUUUUCUCGCAAUUUAAUCUGCUCCUAAUUCUAACAUAAUUGAGAAAUGGGUACCAGGGAUAUAAAAUCCCCAGUUUUAGAGAAAGCUUCUAGACCUGGCUGUGCAGUACACGAAUUCUUCAGUUUGAAAGUAUUUUUAUAACACCUGGAGUUGGUACCACCGGCAGAAAUUCAGAAAAGUUUGAUUUAUGCCAACUUCCUUUUUUUUCUUUUUGCUUUCUUUGCUACUCAUGGCUGCUAAAUGAUCAAUAAAACUGAAAGAUAAAAUGUU
Thamnophis sirtalis is the source of this 5577-nucleotide messenger RNA. NCBI's taxonomy places the organism in Eukaryota, Metazoa, Chordata, Lepidosauria, Squamata, Natricidae. The record is from RefSeq and is a predicted model, not a curated record.